CAAAAUCUGUGUAGACGGCGACGCUUUUCAGGUAAUGGCAGUUGUGUCCUCUUAUUAACCACUAUUUCUUCUCCAUCCAAAACAGAGGUUGCGGAGCUUUUCCGAUCGUGAAAAUCGACAAUGGCUCAUAGCUUAGAGCUACAGAGCACGGGAAUGUUAUCUAAAGAACAGUUGCUUCUUCUCUUCGAUCGCUUCUCUCAACUCACUUCUCAGCCUGAUGUAAAGAAAAGAAUUAAAGAUGGCGUCAAUGAUAAACAGGAAGCUGUUGCUGUUACUACUGCAAUCCAGGAAGCCAUAUUUUUGGAGAUGGGGAUUGAUCCAAGUUUUGGUAUAUCAUGCCUAGGGAAAGUGAAUAUGGUUUAUGAGAAUGAUCAGGAUUUGAUGAUUCGCUUCUAUAAAUUUGUUGCAAGUGUUGAUGUUCUGUCAAUUGACAGUGAGGAGAUGGCCUGCGAUGAAGCUGAGCUUGGACCAAAAGAGUUUACUGAAAAAAUGCAGAGUCAACAAAAAUUGCAUGAACAGCAACUGAAGAUGCUGAAGUAUAUGCGCAAAUUUCACCUGGACGACCAAUCUGUAAUUCUUGGAAAGUUGUACCAGCAGAUGCAAAAUGCUGAUUUUAUUGGUGAGGCAUCAGUUUUAUCAUCAGAACAAAUACAGGAUAUUGUUCAAAGGAGGGUGUCACCUUUAUUUAUGCCCAUGUAGAUUAGAAUUCACAUAUCAGUUGGUCUAGUUUCAGUUUAGCGGACUACAUUGAGUUUGUACUUUAUGCAAGCCAUUGUUUGUUGUAGCAAAUGCUUGCCAUGUACAAUGGAACUUUGCACCGAGUUUAUAUAAUUUUUCCCUUUAUUUCUUUUGUCCCUU
Molecule: messenger RNA, 858 nt
Organism: Hevea brasiliensis (rubber tree)
Lineage: Eukaryota; Viridiplantae; Streptophyta; Magnoliopsida; Malpighiales; Euphorbiaceae
Exons: 7
Coding region: 121-699 (192 amino acids)
Source: RefSeq, a predicted model, not a curated record